Molecule: messenger RNA, 2268 nt
Organism: Pelodiscus sinensis (Chinese soft-shelled turtle)
Lineage: Eukaryota; Metazoa; Chordata; Testudines; Trionychidae
Source: RefSeq, a predicted model, not a curated record
UCCUGGCGGGGACUGACACGUGAAAGGUGAGGAAGAGGAGGACAACACCUUGGAGGUGCGGGAGUCUAAGGUGAAAGGUAAAAGUGGCAAAUUCUUCACUGUGAAGUUGCCAUCUCCUCUGACACCAGGUGCCAAGAUCCGUUUAUCCAUUGAAACAGUUUUCACGCAUGUUCUGCAGCCGUACCCCACGCACAUCACACAGGCGGAGAAACAGUUUGUGGUCUUUGAAGGGAAUCAUUAUUUCUACUCGCCAUACCCAACCAAGACCCAAACUACACGUGUGAAACUGGCCUCCAGGAAUGUAGAGAGCUACACGAAGCUGGGCAAUCCCACCCGGUCAGAGGACAUGAUUGAAUAUGGGCCCUUCAAGGACAUCCCACCAUACAGCCAGGAUACCCUUAAGGUACACUAUGAAAACAACAGCCCGUUCCUGACCAUCACCAGUAUGAUACGGGUCAUUGAAGUGUCUCACUGGGGAAAUAUUGCUGUAGAAGAGACUGUUGACUUAAAGCACACAGGAGCUGUGCUCAAAGGGCCUUUCUCCAGAUAUGACUAUCAAAGGCAGCCAGACAGUGGAAUAUCAUCUGUCAAAUCUUUUAAGACCAUUCUUCCUGCUGCAGCUCAGGAUGUAUAUUACCGAGAUGAAAUUGGAAACAUCUCUACCAGCCACCUUCUCAUCUUGGAUGACUCUGUGGAGAUGGAGAUUCGCCCUCGCUUCCCACUUUUUGGGGGUUGGAAGACUCAUUACAUCAUUGGCUACAACCUGCCAAGCUACGAAUACCUUUAUAACCUUGGUGACCAAUAUGCCCUGAAGAUGAGGUUCAUUGACCAUGUGUUUGAUGAGCAAGUUGCAGACUCUCUGAUCGUAAAGAUAAUCCUGCCGGAAGGUGCCAAGAAUAUUCACGUGGACAGCCCAUAUGAAAUCAACCGAGCCACUGAUGAGCUCCACUACACCUAUUUGGACACAUUUGGACGCCCGGUUAUUGUGGCACACAAGAACAACCUUGUAGAGCAGCACAUCCAGGACAUUGUGGUGCACUACACCUUCAACAAGAUCCUGAUGCUGCAGGAACCACUGUUGGUGGUUGGAGCCUUUUACAUCUUAUUCUUCACAGUGAUCUUCUAUGUGAGGCUUGACUUCUCCAUUACCAAGGAUCCAGCUGCUGAAGCUAGGAUGAAGGUGGCCUGCAUAACCGAGCAAGUUCUCACCUUGGUGAACAAGAGACUGGGGCUGUACCGCCAUUUUGAUGAAGCGGUGAAUAAGUACAAACAGUCACGAGACAUCUCCACUCUGAACAGUGGCAAGAAGACCUUGGAGACAGAGCACAAGGCCCUUACCAAUGAAGUAUCCUCUCUGCAGUCCAAGCUAAAGACAGAAGGCUCUGAUUUGUGUGAUAAGGUCAGUGAAAUUCAGAAGCUUGACAGCCACGUGAAAGAGCUGGUUCUGAAAUCAUCUGUUGAGGCAGAGCGGUUGGUGGCCGGCAAGCUUAAGAAGGAUACGUACAUUGAGAAUGAGAAGCUGCAUUCCAACAAGCGCCAGGAGCUGGUCACCAAAAUUGACAACAUCCUUGAUGCACUAUAACUUUAGAGCUAAAGUGGUGGGAGGGGGGGAGAAGAAUGAGUUGAGAUUAGAGGCCGUUGAAGGGACAUGCUCUGAGCCAAACCAGUGAUGCUCUUUGGGGAGCAAAAUCGGGGGAGAAAAUUUGAAAUGGAAAUGCCUGCAAAUAAUUUUUUUGGCUUAGUCUUUUUAAGGGCUUCUUUGCCUAGCAGCAUCUGCUGUAGAAGGGACCAUAGUAUAACAAGAUUUGGAUUUGGUUGUAACAGGGUUCUUUCCACACAGGUAAGGCAAGACUAGGUUAUAAAACAGGUAUUUUGUUAUCUGCAAGGGCCCUUACUAUCCAGGUACAACUAGCCAGACAGCCUGGGUGUGGAUGUGCUCCUGGCAAAUCUGUAUAUUGGGGGGCAGAGAGAAUAAAGGCAUCUUUUGUUCAUGUGAAGGCUUUAAAAUAAUCCAUUUCCCCCUUGAAUUUAUACUUCUAUUUUUGGGAACAAGGCAAAGGAGUUUUGUACUUUUUUUUUUUUUGGUCACAAAGUGAAGUUUUUCGAGCUGGUAAUGUUCUGAGCCUGUUUAAAAUAAAACAGUGACUGGAGCCCAGUACACCUGAGAGGGUUGCGUCCCCUGAACGCCUGUGCUUGUUCUUGAGUUAUGUUUUUUUAAAUGUGUGAGGAAAACCUUAUGGAAAUAAACAAGAGAUGAUGGAUGUGCAA